This is a messenger RNA of Saccostrea cuccullata (small rock oyster), 2083 nucleotides long. RefSeq names its product toll-like receptor 4. Lineage: Eukaryota; Metazoa; Mollusca; Bivalvia; Ostreida; Ostreidae. Gene Ontology annotation, molecular function: transmembrane signaling receptor activity; protein binding. The record is from RefSeq and is a predicted model, not a curated record. Gene Ontology annotation, cellular component: plasma membrane. The transcript has 3 exons. Gene Ontology annotation, biological process: inflammatory response; toll-like receptor signaling pathway; immune response. Bases 1 to 1950 code for a protein of 649 amino acids.
AUGCUUUAUAAUUCUAAUAGUUGUGAUACUAAAGAGGGAGAAAUUACUACUGUGAAGGGUACGAAAUAUAGAGUGACACCUACUUUCUUUUCUUAUCAAUUACCUCCGAAGCUAAAAUUCCUUAGCAUUGCUGAUCAAAAAGUGUAUAUUCCAUUAGUAGAUAACAGGUACGGUAUAACAUCUAAGAACUCAUUAACACAUGUACAUAUUCAGGGAAAUCUGAUAUAUGAUAUUCAACAUUUUAGUGGACUUUGGCGUCUAGAAUAUCUUGAUCUCUCAAAUAAUUUCUGCUUCAACAUUACGAAACAGUCAUUUCAGGGGAUGGGAAACCUGUUAUUCCUGAACUUAUCAAGAAAUCUUUUAGGAAAGGAAUUAAAGCGUCAAUCUGGGGAACAUGUCUUUGAUCACCUCCGUGGUUUGAAGGUUCUGGAUCUGUCCUUCAACUGGAUAACCUACUUGCAUAAAGAUAUAUUUAUAUUUGCGUCAAAUAUUGAGCACCUAAACUUAAGUAAUAAUGAUUUAGAAAGUGUCACAUUUGAUUUAUCAGGUGCCCUUAAAUUGCGUAGCAUAGAUUUAUCUUCUAAUAAAAUUUUGAUUUUGGAUUCGAAAUCAAUGGACUUCUUAGAUGCUUCGAGAGAGAAACAACUCUUUAUCCAGAUGUCAAGCAACCCAUUUCAAUGUACAUGCCAAAGCAGGGAAUUCUUAAAAUGGAUGAAAGAUUCUUUAAAUAAACACUUUGUUGACAAAGAGAAUUAUACUUGCAUGUUCACAGAUAGAAAAAGGAUUCAUUUGCGCAAUUUGGACAAAAUACUUUCUUCUUUAGAGCUUGAAUGUGCGUCGUUUACAACAACAAUAGUCAUAGUAACCAUUAUUUUACUGGUCACAAUUAUUCUUAUAUCCUUUGCAAUAAUGUAUAGGUAUAGAUGGAAACUGCGAUACUUGUAUUACGCUGGUAAGAGAAGUUAUAGUGGAUAUUCAAGGAUCUUUGAUUCAGGAAGAGAGUAUCAAUUUGAUGCUUUUAUUUCUUAUGCUGAAAGUGAAAGAGCAGAGUUUAUACCAAACCUUUUGAAGCUUGAAAGAGAAAACAACUUUAAAUUUUGCAGAUACAGUCGUGACUUUAUAAUUGGUGUUAACGUAGCAGAAAAUAUUACCAAUGCUAUUCACAAUAGCAAGGGUACUGUCUGUUUUCUUAGUAAAGCUUUCUUAGAAUCUGAAUUUUGUAUAUACGAGGCUCAAAUGGCUCGAAUGGAAAGUAUUUAUAGAGGAGGGGAAACAAGUUUAAGAAUUAUUCUUGCAGACAAAGAUUUUGGAGAUGUAUUGCCGAAAUUUCUAAAGGAUAUCAUAAUAGAACAGACAUAUUUGGAGUAUGAUAAAGAUAUUCAAGAAGAGUUCUGGAUUGCUUUGACUCAGGGACUAAAAGAUAUGACAACAACUAUAGUCAUAGUUACCAUUAUUUUACUGGUCACAAUUAUUCUUAUAUCAUUUGCAAUAAUGUAUAGGUAUAGAUGGAAACUGCGAUACUUGUAUUACGCUGGUAAGAGAAGUUAUAGAGGAUAUUCAAGGGUCUUAGACUCCGGAAGAGAGUAUCAAUUUGAUGCUUUCAUUUCGUACGCUGAAAGUGAAAGGACCGAGUUUAUACCAAACCUUUUGAAGCUUGAAAGAGAAAAUAAUUUUAAAUUCUGCAUACACAGUCGUGACUUUAUAAUUGGUGUUAACGUAGCAGAAAACAUUACCAAUGCUAUUCACAACAGCAAGCGUACUGUCUGUUUUCUGAGUAAAGCUUUCUUACAAUCUGAAUUUUGUACAUAUGAGGCUCAAAUGGCUCGAAUGGAGAGUAUCUAUAGAGGAGGGGAGACAACUUUGAACAAUAUUCUUGUGGACAAAGAUCUUGGAGCUGUCUUGCCGCAAUUUUUGAAGGACGUAAUCAGAGAACAGAUAUAUCUGGAAUGAUAAUGAAGUUCCAGAGGAGUUCUGGAAUGCUAUAACUCAGGCAUUAAGAGAAAUAUAGAAUGAGGUCUUCGUAUAUAUUGAAAAAAUAUUACUGUAGAAAAAAUACUAGUGUUCAAAAAUGGUCAGACCCGUU